CAGCGCCGAAAGAGAGGAGUCGCUCAGAGAAAGGUCACGUGCAGCGCCAUGGCGGAAAGGUGCAAGAGAGUCUCCUAUUGGACGGUGGAGGAGGUGCAGAGAUGGGUCCAACAGCAGUAUCCCACUGGGCAGACUGCCUUUCUGCUGGCGGUCGCAAGUCACUCCAUUUCAGGUCGGGCCCUGCUGAGGAUGGGCGAGCUCCAGCUCAGCCGGAUGGGGAUUGCACCAAAGCAGCAGCAGGAGAUCCUGCAGGGCGUCAUGCUCCUCCGUGUCCAGGAGGAGCUGGAGAACAUCAACGACAUCUUCUCAGAGUGUUUCUCCUUGUGACCAGAGGCAGAGGGGAAAGGAAGGCAUCAGCUUUCAGGAGCGCUGACCCGAGGAAUUCUGGGAUAUUGAUUUCACCACGGUACUAUACUUCCGGACAGUGGACGGGUUGCCUCUCGCUGUGCGCUGCUCCCCGUGUUCCUCUCUCUCUGUAAACACAGUGUCCGGGCCUCUGUGUGGCUGCUGAUGCUCAGAGAAAUCAUCUUUCGCUCUCAGCAAGGGAGCUCCGGACCAGAACAGCACCGCAACCGGAACCGCGUGCUCCCUUUAAAACGCCAAAGCCCUGCUGAGUUACUGUCCCGAGACCCCCCUGCGAGUCCAGAUGUGGAGCGGGGAAAUGAGCACCGGCGUCCACGCGGCUGGCCGCGAACGCGAUGCAGAUAGCAGCCGCGUGCCGGCGGUGCCUCGUAAGCACUUUGGUUCAGGGGAGCGUGAGGAGAAAUCAUUUCACGGGGGGUUGUUUUUGCCAGAAGCUGUAUGGCCUUAAAGGGCCGUCAUUCCAUUUCAGCCACAUACAGACACGUUUAUCUUUUUCCACAGCUUUGCCUGCCUUUGCUCUCUCGCUUCUAUUGUUUGUCACACAUUUGUAUUGUACAUGGUGCCAUGAGUAUUAUUGGAAUGUUUUUGGUGAGAUAGGUGCUUUGGCCAUGGUCACUCAAAGACCAUUUAGUGCAUUAAAUCUGCAUAUCGUAUUUUUCUUAUGUUUUCACUUUUCCCUUGCGCGUAGACUGAAUUGACUUGCAAGAGUCAUUGGUGAGUUAGAUUUCAUUUUUCCAUUUUUUUAAAUAAUUUCUUGGAUUUGUGUUUAGAAACUUUUCUUUGUACUUUGUUCUGAUACUUUCAGAAUAGGCACAACAAUAUUGUUCAUAUUAUUUCAUUGUAAAAUGUCUUUCCCGCAUUGAAUGACGCAUUGAUUGUUUUGUCCCAUGAUUUUUGGCAUGAUGCAUUUCAGAAAUAAAGCACU
Messenger RNA from Scleropages formosus (Asian bonytongue), 1288 nucleotides. Its product is annotated as sterile alpha motif domain-containing protein 12-like. Lineage: Eukaryota; Metazoa; Chordata; Actinopteri; Osteoglossiformes; Osteoglossidae. Bases 49 to 327 code for a protein of 92 amino acids. Gene Ontology annotation, biological process: cell surface receptor protein tyrosine kinase signaling pathway. The transcript has 4 exons. Gene Ontology annotation, cellular component: cytoplasmic side of plasma membrane. Gene Ontology annotation, molecular function: protein binding. The record is from RefSeq and is a predicted model, not a curated record.